Aureococcus anophagefferens is the source of this 1116-nucleotide messenger RNA. RefSeq lists its product as hypothetical. Lineage: Eukaryota; Pelagophyceae; Pelagomonadales; Pelagomonadaceae. Gene Ontology annotation, biological process: protein geranylgeranylation. Gene Ontology annotation, cellular component: Rab-protein geranylgeranyltransferase complex. Bases 1 to 1116 code for a protein of 371 amino acids. The transcript has a single exon. Gene Ontology annotation, molecular function: Rab geranylgeranyltransferase activity. The record is from RefSeq and is a predicted model, not a curated record.
AUGGCGGCCCUCUCGGAGAGCGCCUCGCCAGAGGCGGCCGCCUCGCCGGAAGCGGUCUUCCACGACGAAAAGCACGCGUCCUACCUCGUGGCCGUGUCGAAGAACACGGAGGCCAUCGAGUUCGUGCUCACGGAGUACAUGCGCAUGAGCGGCGUCUAUUGGGGCCUCACGGCCAUGGCGCUCCUCGGCCGCGACGUCCACAAAGAGAUGGACGGCGACGCCGUGGUCGCCUGGGUGCUCCGGUGCCAGCACCCCUGCGGCGGCUUCGGCGGCGGCGAGGGCCACGACCCGCACCUGCUCUACACGCUGAGCGCGCUGCAGAUUUUGGCGCUCCUCGGCGCGCUCGACAAAUGCGACGGGGCCAAGGCCGCGGCCUACGUCGCGGCGCUCCAGCAGGGCGACGGGUCCUUCCACGGCGACGAGUGGGGCGAGGUCGACACGCGCUUCAGCUACUGCGCGCUGAGCAGCCUGGCGAUUCUAGGCGAGCUCUGGAACCGGUCGCCGCCGCUGAUCGACGUCGCCAAGGCCGUCGACUUCGUGGACCGGUGCCGCAACUUCGACGGCGGCUACGGCGCCGUGCCCGGCGCCGAGAGCCACGCGGGCCAGAUCUUCUGCUGCGUCGGCGCGCUCGCGAUCGCGAAGCGCCUCGACCUCGUCGACGGUACCUUGCUCGGCUGGUGGCUCGCGGAGCGCCAGUGCGACAGCGGCGGCCUCAACGGGCGGCCGGAGAAGCAGGCCGACGUCUGCUACAGCUGGUGGAUCCUGUCGUCGCUGACCAUCCUCGGGCGGUCCCACUGGAUCGACGAGGCGAAGCUCGCGGCCUUCAUCCUCGAGUGCCAGGAGGGGGACGGCGGCGGCGUCGCGGACCGGCCGGGCAACAUGGCCGACGUCUUCCACACCUUCUUCGGCAUCGGCGGCCUGAGCCUGCUUUCCUGGUUCGACGGCACGGCCUACGCGGGCCGGCCGGCCAUCGACCCGGUCUUCGCGCUCCCCGCGCCGCUCGUCGCGGAGCUCGGCCUCGAGGCGUCGGUCUGCCCCCGGGCGACGGCGUCCCUGCUCGAGACGUGGGCGCGCGCGCGCGACGAGGCGAAGGCGACGCCGCCGCCGUCGCCCUAG